GAACUUUAUUAUUAUUAUACGGUCGUCAUCAUCAUCGCAUUCCAAGUUCUUCUAACGGUAUUUAAGCGAAACUGAAAUUUUAUUGAGUAUGUUUUCACUUUCAAUGACGUCUCUGGGGUGUAAAUGAAGCCUACUGCUGGUAAUUGAAAUUUGUAUAUCAGAUUCUUUACCAGGGUGAUGCAGAAGCAAAACCCUCCGGAGUCAUUGAAUUUAACAAUUUGGAUCAUCGAUAUCGUGUUGGAUGGGCCACAUAUGCCGACAAGGUACCUCUUUGGAAUUCUAAAACAGGAGAGCUCUCUGAUUUCAGUACCCGUUUUGCCUUCACCAUCACCAUGUCAAAUGCUUCUAGUUAUGGCCAUGGAUUCGCUUUCUUCCUUGCUCCUGUUGGGUCUGAAAUCCCACCUAACUCAGCUGGUGCUUUGCUAGGCCUUUUUAACACCACAGACAAUGUCUCAGCUCUGGGUCAAGCUGUUCUAGUGGAGUUUGAUACCUACAAAAAUAGUUGGGAUCCUGUCGGAGUUAAUAACCACGUGGGGAUCAACAUUAACUCGUUGACUUCGGCCAAUUACACCUCUUGGAAUGCAAGCUUUCACAAGGGGGACACUGCAGAUGUAUUGAUUUCUUACAACGCUACUACUAAGAAUUUCAGGGCUUCUUGGACCUACCAGACAACUAAUAACCCUCAAGAGACUUCUAGUCUUUCUUAUCACACUGAUCUUACGAAGGUUCUACCUGAAUGGGUUAUGGUUGGAUUCUCAGGUUCUAUAGGCCUGGCUAAAGAGCAACAUAUCCUUCAAUCAUGGGAGUUCAAUUCAACUUUGGUAAGAAGAGAAACGAAGGGAAGUACUGCAAGAAAGACAACAAUAGUAAUAAGUGUUGUAGUACCUGUGGUUGGUUUUAUGGUUGUGACAGUUAUAACAUAUAUCAUGUUCCGAAAGAGGAAAAGGAAAACAGAAGAGAGAACAAACUUAACAACAUCAAUGGAUGAUGACCUUGGAAGAGGAGCUGGACCAAGAAGAUUUUCUUAUUUAGAACUUGCCUAUGCAACCAAUAACUUCUCAGAACAGAGGAAAUUGGGUGAAGGAGGGUUUGGUACAGUGUAUAGAGGUUACCUGCCUGAUUUAGACUUGUUGGUGGCUGUAAAAAGGAUCUCAAAAGGGUCUAAACAAGGGAAAAAGGAGUAUGUAACUGAAGUGAAGACCAUCAGCCAGUUAAGACAUCGGAAUCUGGUACAACUAAUCGGUUGGUGUCAUGAUCAAAGGGAGUUCUUGCUCAUCUAUGAAUUCAUGCCAAAUGGUAGCCUUGAUUCCCACCUCUUUGGCAAAAGGGCUCCACUUUCAUGGCCUAUGAGGCACAAAAUAUCACUUGGAUUAGCCUCUGCAAUUCUCUAUCUUCAUGAAGAAUGGGAGCAGUGUGUGGUACACAGGGACAUCAAAUCAAGCAACGUAAUGCUGGAUGCUAGUUUCAAUGUUAAACUUGGUGACUUUGGGUUGGCCAGGCUCAUGGACCAUGACCUAGGUCCCAGAACAACCGGGUUGGCUGGGACUUUUGGCUACAUGGCUCCAGAGUAUAUCAGCUCAGGAAAGGCGAGUAAAGAAUCGGAUAUAUUCAGCUUUGGAGUGGUAUUGUUAGAGAUUGCUACUGGGAAAACAUCAGUGGAUCUUAGUAAGAAAAGUGAAAUGGGAUUGGUAGAGUGGGUUUGGGAUGUUUAUGGGAAAGGAGAGCUUCUUGCAGUUGUCGACAAUAAAUUAAACAAGGAUGUUGUGGAGAAACAAGUUGAAUGUUUGAUGGUUGUUGGACUGUGGUGCUCUCAUCCUGAUAGUAAUUCGAGACCCUCAAUCAAGCAAGCCAUUCACGCUCUGAAUUUUGAGGCAGAAAUGCCAAAUCUUCCUACGAAGAUGCCAGUUCCUAUGUAUCAUGUACCUACGACUUCAUCAGCCACUUCCGCAGAACCUUUACUAACUAAUUCAAGCCUGGAAACGGGUCGUUAGAACUUGUUUACCUUCCUGCUUUUUCCCCUUUUCUCUUUUUUUUUUCUUUCUCAGUUUGUUCUGGGAUAAUCUACUUCAACCUUAGCCACGAGUUGGGAUAGUUUCAUAACUAUCAAAUCACCAUGCAAAGCUUGUAUGAUGUUCUUAUCGAGUUAAAUUGAAACAUUUCUUAUAUCAA
Messenger RNA from Gossypium raimondii (Peruvian cotton), 2169 nucleotides. RefSeq names its product L-type lectin-domain containing receptor kinase IX.1. Gene Ontology annotation, molecular function: protein kinase activity; ATP binding; carbohydrate binding. Lineage: Eukaryota; Viridiplantae; Streptophyta; Magnoliopsida; Malvales; Malvaceae. Gene Ontology annotation, cellular component: plasma membrane. Bases 333 to 1991 code for a protein of 552 amino acids. Gene Ontology annotation, biological process: protein phosphorylation. The record is from RefSeq and is a predicted model, not a curated record. The transcript has 2 exons.